This is a messenger RNA of Harmonia axyridis, 1148 nucleotides long. RefSeq names its product prion-like-(Q/N-rich) domain-bearing protein 25. The record is from RefSeq and is a predicted model, not a curated record. NCBI's taxonomy places the organism in Eukaryota, Metazoa, Arthropoda, Insecta, Coleoptera, Coccinellidae. Bases 75 to 1025 code for a protein of 316 amino acids. The transcript is spliced from 6 exons.
CAUUUUUUGCGGUCUACGAUCGGCAACGCUUCGCCUGUCGUCAAAGCGAAGAGCGCAGUUGGAUCGUGUGAACGAUGUUUUUCGAAAUCGGGAGCCAGAUAUGCAUUAUUGGCGCCCUUGUGAGCUUCCUCGAAGUGGGAGCUGUUGAGAAACCCCCCGGGGUUGGUCUCAUACCAUGCAAGACGAACACAGAAUGUGCGCCUUACGAUGGAAUCUGUGACAAACAAGUCGGUUUCUGCAAAUGCAACAAUACCUUCAAUUGCAAGCUAGACGCGAUUCGCACACUUGUCAACAAACUGGGAGAGACCUGUCAAACGACAGGAGACUGCAACAUGGAUUUCGCCUUUUGUGACGAUCAAAAACGUUGCGUUUGCGAAGAAGGCUACGUGGUCUCGGAAAACAAGAUGAAAUGUUUGGCCUCUGCCACCCGCUUAGGAGAUGAUUGCGAGGAAAGCGGACAGUGUUACCACGAAAUACCAUCCUCGGGAUGUUAUCAGAAGAAAUGCGUAUGCCAAGAUCACAUGCACGAGUACAACGGCUCUUGCUACAAAAAUGUUGGUCUGGGUGAGACUUGUCAGUUGAUCGGAGAAUGUUCUAUGACCUCCCAUGCCACCUGCGUGAAAACGAAAUGCCAGUGCAGAGAAAACUAUGUUUCAAACGGCUCAGAGUGUUUACUGAAAGCGAAUGGUCUCAAUUUUACUUGCGAUGCUGAUCUACAGUGCAAGACUCAGUUGGGUCAGGGAUCUGAGUGCUCGAAUGGCUCAUGCAAAUGCAGCGAAGUCUUCCAUUUUAAAGCCUCCAUCAAUCAAUGCGUUCACGAUAUACUGUUGAAUGAACAGUGUGGGGAACACAGAGAUUGCCACCAACCAGGAACAGGUCCUAGCAGACUAGAAUGUUUACUUGGGGUCUGCAAAUGUAAAUCGCCUUAUUUACAAGAAGGAAGUUUUUGUAUAAGUUCCUCAACCUCGGUUGUCGUGAUAAGAUCCAUACUAUUGUUCCUUGGUACAAUGUUUCUGAUAGUUUAAUAUCUUCUCUAGUGAUUCGGAUGAACUCUCUAUUUGUUGUUGUUUUAUAAAAUUUGUUAUUUAUUUAUGUAUAAUAUAUUUGCUCGUUUCCAUUUAUUUAUGGGAAUAUAUUUUUUUAUUAAA